Messenger RNA from Cercopithifilaria johnstoni, 273 nucleotides. The record is from the annotation of a GenBank genome assembly. Lineage: Eukaryota; Metazoa; Nematoda; Chromadorea; Rhabditida; Onchocercidae.
AUGUCUGUAUUUGUUCCGCCUACACUGAACGCUGAUCAGGAAGAGGGUCGACUAUUUCGUAUGCUUCGUCGUCCAACAAAACGAAAGUACAGCGCUGUACGCAUCGUCAGCACUGUUUCAACUGGUUUUAGUUCCUACAUUUUGCAGUUAGUCAUGGGACUUGUUUUUUCAAACCUUUUUCUUGACUUCGCUACAAAUCAUCGAAAUUUCGAUUUCUAUUGUCAUUACAUCAUUCUUUAUGAGUUAAGUAGUACUGUAGAAUUUAUAUCUUAG